Molecule: messenger RNA, 3868 nt
Organism: Rhipicephalus sanguineus (brown dog tick)
Lineage: Eukaryota; Metazoa; Arthropoda; Arachnida; Ixodida; Ixodidae
Product: transient receptor potential cation channel subfamily A member 1 homolog
Biological process (GO): transmembrane transport; monoatomic ion transport
Cellular component (GO): membrane
Molecular function (GO): monoatomic ion channel activity; protein binding
Source: RefSeq, a predicted model, not a curated record
CGACCGGUGGAUACGCCCGUCUGCGGAGCCUGGAGACGUGCAACUGGACAGCACCUUUCUCACCGGCGAUGUACGGCGGCGGUGUAAUGGCCUCACUACCACCCCCACGGAUUUGAGCUUCAAGCUACAGCACUGAUGCAGUGACCUCAGUGUGUGUGUGCUCUGCUAGGGUGCGGAGUUGGUGGGCGUUGCUUCCAUUCGGGCCCUGAGAAGGGACAGCCCCUGUGUCAUCCAUGCCGUUAUUUCCCAAGAGGCAGCCAUCGCUGCUGGCUAUGCAUCUACCACUAAGGUCUACGAAGUCGGUGCCCACUAUGGACUUGUUCCAGGCGAUCGCCGAGGGCAAGGAGGGGGUCCUGAGCCAGUACCUCGAAGACCUGAGCGACCCUAUUCGAAGGGUGAAGGUCAAUGACCGCGACAAGAACACGGGCGCCACGCUGCUUCACCAGGCCGUCAAGAUGAAGAACAACGCCAUCCUCGAUAUGCUGCUCACCUACGGUGCAGAUCCAAACGUUAAGGAUAAAAUGGGCUUCACACCUCUGCACUAUGUCGCCAAGUUUGUGCGACCGGAGAAAAGGAGGAGCAUAAUCCUUGCAUGCGAGGAUUCGGCUUCGCUGAUGAUUCAGACGCUCAUGUCGGCGGUGGGCACUGGAGCCAACGCCAUCGACGCUUGGGGGAUGACACCAUUGCACCAUGCGUCCUUAUCUGGGAACAGUCACGUGGUGCGCUGUCUGCUGCCAUACGCUAGCGUGGACAAAGAGGUGACAGACAAGCAGGGCCGCACUGCGCUGCACAACGCGGCCACCCUGGGCGACGCCGAGGUGGUGCGACUUCUGCUGAGUCACGGCGCCAACAUCCACGCCGUGGACAAGAAGGGCCUCACGCCGCUGCACAUCGCCGCCAAGGAGGGCAGUCUGCAGGCCGUGUGCCUACUUUGCCAGGAAAUACAAAAAGAGGCGAGCACCCAUGAUGAACAGUUGCAACCGAACACACACUUAUGCGGUGUUUCGCUGCUGCAGGACAUCCCGGUGGCUGUUCUCUCACGGAGGGACAAGCAGAACAAGACGCCCCUGCACUACGCCGUCGAGAACAACCACAUCGAAAUAGUGCGCUUCCUCUUGGAAAAAGGCGUGGAUCCGAACUGCUCGUCAUCAACGGGCCUGACGGCGCUGCACCUGGCCGCCAUGCGGGGCGGCGUGCCCAUGUGCCAGCUGCUCAUGGACCACGGUGCCGCCACCGACGUGCUGGCCGACGGAAACAAGACGCCCCUGUUUCUGGCGGCCACCAACGACCGACCACGCAUCGUCGCCUUCCUGCUCGACAAGGGCGCUGGCAUCGAAGAUCGGGACGUGGAAGGCAACAGCCCUCUGCUGGGAGCCGUAGACAGCGGCAGCGUGGAGGUGGUGCGAUUGCUGCUGGACCGCGGUGCCGACAUCGAUUCGCGGAACAACGACGAUCGCAAUGUGCUGCACAUGGCUGUGCUCUCCAAGAACGAGGAUGUGCUUCAGCUGCUCCUUGCAGUCAAGGGGUCGGAACAACUGAUAAACAGGAAAGACUGCGACGGAGACACUCCUCUUCACCAUGCAGCACGUAAUGCUUUCCUUGACAUUGUUCAGAUACUCCUAAAGCGUGGGGCCAGAGCAUCUGCAAAGAAUUCGAGCGAAGAAACGACUCUACAUGCCGCUUGCCACUACAACUUUCCAAACGUGGUGCGCGAGAUCGUGAAGCAGGACGCUCGACUGGUGAACGAGACGGACAUCCACUGGAACACGCCGUUGCACGUGGCGGCGCAAGGCGGUUUCAGCGAGACGGCCGCCAUCUUGGUGGAAGCCGGCGCCUAUCUGGAGGCCAAGAACUACUAUGAGUGGACGCCCCUGACGGUGGCCUGCAAGAACGGAGACUUCGACACCGUCUCGAACCUGCUGGGUGCCGGGGCGUCCGUCAACAGUGUCGACAAGAUGAAGAACAGGCCACUUCACAUCGCGGCCGAGUUUGGAAACGAGUCGGUUGUGAAGCUCCUGCUGAAUCGCAAGGACGUCAGGGACUUCGUCUGCAAGAGGAACGCGAACAAGAAGAAUUGUCUCGACAUGGCCAUCGAGGAAGAGCACAGAGAUGUGGUUGAAGCGCUGCUGAAGAGCCGGUUUUGGAAGGAACUGCUGCAGAACUCGACCGACAGCGAGCAGUACGGAACUCAUCAGACCCCGCUGCGAAACUUAAUUCGCACUAUGCCAGACUUGGCCACGCUCGUGUUCAACAGCUGCGUCACGGUGGAAGCCGGAUCUGACGAAGACCCUAACAAGUCGGUCACGUACCAGUACCAGUUCCUGGACGACGCCUUCUGCGGUUGCGGGGCCGACGACUCCGGCGACGAGAGCGACUCGGACUCCGACUCGCCCGCCCCAGGCAAGAAAGUCUACGACGACAAUGGCAACGUGCUUCCUGGGACGCCACUCUAUUCUAAGGACUUCGGUACCCUCAAGCAAAACCACCCACUCAUGAUCAUGGCAAACGAGAGGCGGCGCGCCCUACUGGGCCACGAACUGUGCAAGAGCCUUCUGCUGCACAAAUGGGAGAGCUACGGCCGCUACGUGUACUACAGCACUAUGUCGAUCUACCUGCUCUUCCUGGGGUGCCUCACGUCGUUCGCCAUGGGCACUCCGGCGCCGUGCCCGCUGGACUUCCCGCAUUUUAACACCACGUGCUCGUUCAUCUCACGCUACAAUACCUGCGCCGUCAUCGGCGAAGCGUCCGACGAAGGACAGUACAUGCAGACAGACUUCGCUCGAAAAGCUAAAAUUAUUAUAUUCAUGGUGUCCCUCAUAUUCCUAUUGAAAGAGGUCUUCCAAAUGUACAACACGCGCUGGAACUACCUCGACCUCGAAAACCUGUCAGAAUGGAGCUGCUACGUCUGUUCCCUGCUCUUCGUCUUCAACUUCACUGACUGUUCAGCAUCAACCGGCGUCCCAGAGCCCUGGCAAUGGCACCUGGGUGUCGUGUCCGUGUUCCUCAGCUGGGCUUUACUGGUGAUCUACAUCCGGAAGCUCCCCUUCCUGGGAAUCUAUGUGGUCAUGUUCACCAACGUGCUCAGCACCUUCUGCCAGUUCUUCAUGGUCUUCUUCCUCUUCAUUGUGGCCUUCGCCCUGACUUUCUUCGCACUUUUGCAGAAUCAGGCUCCAUUCGACACCCCAUGGAAGGCAAUCAUGAAGACCACAGUGAUGAUGGUCGGCGAGAUCGAAUACGACAGCAUAUUCACGGAGAACGUGCUGCCCUACGAGACCUCCUCGUACAUUCUGAUGGCUCUGUUCAUCGUGCUUAUGACCAUCAUAACGUCCAACUUGCUCGUCGGUCUGGCAGUCGAUGACAUCAAGGAGGUUCUAGAACAAGCCGAGCUCAAGAGGCUGGGAAUGCAGGUGAAGCUCGUUCUGACAGUGGAGACGAUGCUGCCCACGUGGGUCCGACGUCGAGUCGUCGUGCAGAAGAGGACCAUAAAGCCGAACAAGAAGACGAAGCUGGCCAUCCUGCUGCGACGAAUGUUCGGCAUCAACGUCCAAACCGUUCAGCACAAAGGCCAAGACGAGAAAUACACGGUAGAGAAGGUCUACGAGCACCAGGAGGCCAUGGAGCGCAUGCUGAAACACCUCGAGGAGCGCAUGAACAUCCUCACGCAGCAGGGUCACCGGCUGGAGAAAGCCCUGAACGCACUGUCGCAUCGCUUGGACGACGACUCGGACGGCAGGUCUCGCUCGGCGAGAACGUCAUUGUCUAACGACUUGUGACCACACGGGCCGACUGCACCGCAUCAUUUUAACAGAGUGUUGUGUUUGCGCGAUCGUCCUCACAUUGUCACGUUUUUAACGGGUAAAUAAAGAAG